UUAUCGAUAGGUUUCAUACUUACUUACUGCUAUAUAUACAAUUAAGCAAAAAAGAAACAAAGAAAAAAUCCUCGAGAGCGGACUUGGGGAAGCGAAGGAAACUUAGGAAAGGAAGAUCCAGAGAUACGGGUUACUUAUGGAUAGUGCCGGAUUUCUCAGACGUCACCGAGAAUCCCACGUCCGUUUCCAGCCGCUCUCUUUCUUCUCCAUAUUACAUAUCCCUUCCCACUCUCUCACAGUCCGUCUCCGUCAUAUAAUAUGGCUAUGCCUCUCUUCUCUUUUCCUCACUCCGCUUGUUCCUUUUUUUCCUAAAUUCAAUGCUUAUCGCAUCUGGCCACAAAAUGGGCUUGUUCCUAUUCUUCUUUUCAAUUACUAGCAACAUAUGCGCGUCUAUUCAAUUAAUUCCCGUUUAGUUUACCGCAGGUCCGCAGUCACCCGUGGUUUCUUCUUCGUUUUCAAUUUUCUUGAUUUUUGCUCUUUGAUAAGGACUCUUGGAUAAAAAAAUACCAAGGAUUCCGUGAUUUGGUAGACAAGAAAUGGCAUCGUCAAUAGAUGAAGUGGUGGAAGAGAUUAUGCGAAUUCACCGAUCUUUGCCAAGCAGGCCGGGACUCGACGAGCUGGAGGCCGCCAAAGCCUUGAUCAGAAAUUUGGAGAAAGAGGACCAAGCGAGACUCGAUGCCAUUGCAAGACAAACCAAGAGCCCCGAUGUACCCGAGGAGCUCUUCAUCGUGUUACAAGAGAUGCAGAAGAGCUUAGUCUUUUUCCACGCCAAAGAGCAGAAGCGGGAGGCUUUGAGACUGCUCGAUCUCGAAAGCCUCCACUCUCUGUUCGACGAUUUUAUUCAGAGAGCUUCCAAGUGUCUGCCUUUCACUAAUUCUGCUGAAGGAGGCAGUUUCUAUAAUAGACCCAAGUCAUCUGCGGCUACUUCUACUUCGUCGUCGAGCUUGUACUGCACCGACAAAGAAACCUUAAUGGCUUCUAAAUUGUUCGCCAAAGAUGACAGCUAUGUGAACAAGGCUAAGUCAACAUUCUACGUGGAAGGCACUGGGAUCGGGAUUGGACCCAUUGUUUCGUCCACGACCCAGAUAUUGGAUCCUUCUCUAAAACCUCCUACCACUUCUUCAGUUCAAGAUGGAGAAAACCUGAGUUUGAUCAAGCUUGCUAGUUUAAUUGAAGUGUCUGCCAAAAAGGGUACCCGAGAUCUCAAUCUUCAGAACAAGUUGAUGGAUCAAAUUGAAUGGCUCCCCGACUCAAUUGGAAAGUUGUCGAGUUUGAUCACCCUAGAUUUAUCUGAUAAUCGGAUUGUGGCCCUACCAGACACCAUAGGAGGCCUUUCAUCCUUAACAAAGCUGGAUUUGCAUUCAAAUAGGAUCUCGGAACUCCCAGAUGCUAUUGGAGAUCUCCUUAACCUAAUCUAUCUAGACCUGAGUGGAAACCAGUUGUCAUCCCUGCCUGCUACCUUUGGCAGAUUGGUGCGUCUUCAGGAGCUUGAUUUGAGCUCAAAUCGGCUCUCUUUUCUUCCCGAGUCUAUAGGAUCACUCGUUAGCAUCAAGAAAUUGAAUGUAGAGACGAAUGAUAUUGAAGAAAUCCCACAUACUGUUGGUCGGUGUACUUCACUUAGGGAGCUUCGAGCAGAUUAUAACCGACUUAAAGCUCUUCCAGAAGCUGUAGGGAAGAUUGAGACCCUGGAGGUUUUGUCAGUCCGUUACAAUAAUAUCAAACAAUUACCCACAACAGUGUCAUCUCUCUCAAACCUGAGGGAGCUUGAUGUCAGUUUCAAUGAGCUCGAGUCAGUGCCUGAGAGCCUAUGUUUAGCUACCACGCUUGUCAAGAUGAACAUAGGAAACAAUUUUGCCGAUAUGAGAUCUCUACCAAGCUCUAUUGGGAACCUUGAGAUGCUUGAAGAAUUGGAUAUUAGCAAUAACCAGAUACGGGUUCUUCCAGGCUCUUUUAGAAUGCUCACAAGACUACGUGUACUACGUGUGGAAGAAAAUCCUCUGGAAGUUCCACCAAGACAUAUAGCUGAAAUGGGUGCACAGGCUGUUGUUCAAUACAUGGCCGACCUCUUCGAGAAAAAGGAAAAAGGAGAUGUUGCGUCACAAUCGGUUAAGCAGAAAAAGAGUUGGGCUCAGAUAUGCUUCUUUUCGAGGUCUAACAAAAGGAAGCGAAAUGGUGCAGAUUAUGUGAAAGCCUGAUUGAUUACAGUUUUGCUGACUAGAAAUAUGCAUUGGUAUUUGGGAUAUCAGCCAUUAGUAUGCUUGAUGAAAGCAGAAAUCUCAUUGCAAUGACUGCAUCUGAUAUGGGUGGGUUUUUCAAAAUGGCUUUGACUUUUUAUGUCUUCUGAGUUGUAGAUUUCUUUCCUUCUCCCAACCUGCUUUCUUUUUUUGUCAGUCAUUUUAUUUUUCGAA
Messenger RNA from Juglans microcarpa x Juglans regia, 2408 nucleotides. Its product is annotated as plant intracellular Ras-group-related LRR protein 4-like. Lineage: Eukaryota; Viridiplantae; Streptophyta; Magnoliopsida; Fagales; Juglandaceae. The record is from RefSeq and is a predicted model, not a curated record. The transcript is spliced from 4 exons. Gene Ontology annotation, molecular function: protein binding. The coding region runs from base 537 to 2195 and encodes 552 amino acids.